This is a messenger RNA of Ochotona princeps (American pika), 2361 nucleotides long. Its product is annotated as butyrophilin-like protein 1. Lineage: Eukaryota; Metazoa; Chordata; Mammalia; Lagomorpha; Ochotonidae. The transcript is spliced from 10 exons. Gene Ontology annotation, biological process: T cell receptor signaling pathway; regulation of cytokine production. The record is from RefSeq and is a predicted model, not a curated record. Gene Ontology annotation, molecular function: signaling receptor binding. Bases 299 to 2032 code for a protein of 577 amino acids. Gene Ontology annotation, cellular component: external side of plasma membrane.
UUCACUUUAGAUAGUGGUGCUGGUGGCUGGGAGGUUGUCGUGGGCUCAGGGCCCAGGAUCUGCAGAGGCUGCUGCAGCUGUACCCACUCUGCUUCUCUGGUCUCUUGGGAACCCACUGUCUCCUGGGGGUUGGAUCCUGGACCCUGCAGUGGACCUGGAAGAGGAUCUAGUGUUCUGGGGGCAGCUCAAGGCAGAUGUCACCUUGGAGGGUGGAUUUGUCAGCUGCUAGGGAUCCUGCAGGAAGUAACAGCCGUUCGUGCUGAGACAAACAGGAGCAGGAGCUGGACCUCUGUACUGGAUGCCCUUCUGCUCCUGUCCAAUGACCCAGCUGUAUCCUCCCCGUCUGUCUUCCCGGUCUGAGGACAUGGAGCACAGCUACUGCCCAUCUCUGCUCUGCAGUCUCCCCUUCCUGCUUCUCCUUGUGCAGCUGCCCAGGUGGGGCUCUGCAGAUGAGUUCCUGGUAGCUGGUCCCAGUGACCCCAUAGUGGCCGAGUUGGGUGGUGAUGCCACUCUGCCCUGCUUCCUGUAUCCAGCUAUGAAUGCAGAAGACAUGAAGCUGCAGUGGUUCCGUUACAAGUUCUCAGAAGCAGUGCUCGUCUAUCAGAACGGCCAGGAGCAGAAUGAGAGGCAGAUGCCCCAAUAUGCAGGACGGACCUCGCUGGUGAAAGAUUUCCUUUCCCUGGGACAGGCUGCUGUGCGCAUCAGGAACAUCCAGGUUUCAGACAAUGGGAAAUACACCUGCUUCUUCCAGAAGGGAGAUUACUAUGAAGAGGCUAUUCUGGAACUGAAGGUGGCAGGUUUAGGAUCUGCCCCACAAGUGCACAUUGAAGAGCCAGAGAAGGAUGGAGUUCGUGUGGUGUGCAAGGCCUCAGGGUGGUUUCCGAAGCCCCAGGUGCAGUGGAGAGAUGUCCACGGUGAGAAGUUACUGGAGUUCUCUGAGACCCACACCCAAGAUGCAGCAGGGCUGUUCAGCGUGGAGUCUGCCGUGGUGGUGAGAGACAGCUCUGCAAGGGACGUGACCUGCUCUAUCCUCAGUCCCAUCCUGGGUCAGGAGAAGGUCAUGACCAUUCCCAUCCCAGAGCCCUUCUUCCCUCAGGUCUCUCCCUGGAAGGCAGCUUUCACUGUGAGCCUGACUGUGUUGGGGCUGCUACUGAUUGGGGCUGGCUGUGUCACCAAGAGAGAGCACUCUGCAAAGAUCCAGGAGAGUCAGGAACACAAGCGUAUUUGCUGGAUUAAAGAUGCAGAGCAACAUGAAAAGGAGAAGGCACUGAAGGCCAUAGAUGAGCUCCAGGCAGAACUCGGUCGGAGGAAGGCAGCAUUCCAGGCUGCUGGGAGGAAGGCGCAUCUGUAUGCUGAUUGGCAGAAGGAAGAGUUCCAGGCCUGGCCUGUCACUCUGGAUCCAGACUCUGCUGAUACCAACCUUGCCAUCUCUCCUGAAAGGACCAGUGUGACCUGUAAGGGCAGAAGAUUGGGUUAUUGGAAGUACUCCAGUGUGUUGGGCCUUGAGGGCAUCACGUCAGGAAGAUGUUACUGGGAGGUGGAGGUCAAGGCCGCAAUGAUAAAAAAAUGGGGUCUUGGGGUCUGUGGGGAGAAGGUGACAAGGACAGGCUCAUAUAUACCAUCCCCAGAUAAGGGGUUCUGGGUUGUGAAAUUUUUUUAUAAUAUUUGUCAUGCAUGUCCUGACAAAUUAAACCCUGUAGUUCUUAGGCAGGAUCCCCACAGGGUUGGGAUCUUCUUGGACUACAGUGAAGGGGACAUCUCCUUCUAUAAUAUGACAGAUGGGUCCCACAUUUUCUCCUUCCCCCCAGCUUCAUUCUCUGGACCUCUGUACCCAUACUUUAUGCUUAAGUCACAAGAUGUGUCCCUGAGCAUCUGCUCCCCAGUGGGUGUGUCUGAGGGGCUCCCUGUGGUCCUGAGUGAUUCCCCUUUGGAGGAAACGGUGAGACCCCCAGGGGAAGGGUUCAGUUUGGGCCCUGGUGCUGAGGGUGCUCCCCCAGGGGCUGAGUCUCCAUUACUUUCCUACCCUUCAUAAGGCCCCUCCCUGACCUGACUCCUCAGUGUGACCCUCUUGGGGUUGCAGACUCCCUGUGAGAGAAGGCCCUCAGAGGAGUCCCUGAUGCCUCUGGGACUUUCUUUUCCUGUGGCUAUGAGGACUGGUGGUUCUUGCCCUAUGUCCAUACAGAGGAUGUUGAAUGCUGAUGGUUUUUUGAACUGGUUUAGGAUAGGUCAUAUUAUAGUAUGAAAUAAUUGUUUUUGUCAUUAAAAUUUUUCAUUGGUUUUAAAUUAACUUUGAAUAUGAAUAAAUUCUAUUUGGAUUUGAGAUACCUUGUACAACAAAUUGGGUUUAAAUAUCCAAUUUAU